Messenger RNA from Suillus subaureus, 828 nucleotides. Its product is annotated as 20S proteasome subunit beta 3. Gene Ontology annotation, cellular component: proteasome core complex; proteasome core complex, beta-subunit complex. Bases 68 to 694 code for a protein of 208 amino acids. The transcript has 5 exons. Lineage: Eukaryota; Fungi; Basidiomycota; Agaricomycetes; Boletales; Suillaceae. The record is from RefSeq and is a predicted model, not a curated record. Gene Ontology annotation, biological process: proteasome-mediated ubiquitin-dependent protein catabolic process.
GAAAGUACUGCCUCUCUCAAGUCUCUCUCAUACUAAAUAACAGAAUCACCAACCAGAGCCAGCAAAUAUGUCGAUCAUGGAAUACAACGGUGGUUCCGUUAUAGCCAUGGUAGGAAAAGACUGCGUCGCCAUUGCUUCUGAUUUGCGGUUGGGAAGUCAAGCAUUGGGAAUAUCCUCAAAUUUCCAGAGAAUAUUUCCUGUAACUGAUCGGGUAUAUGUUGGCCUGCCUGGAUUGGCCACUGACGUGACGACACUUCGGGAGCGCUUCCGCUAUCGGGUGAAUAUGUAUACCAUCAAGGAAGAGAGAGAAAUAGAACCAGAGACGUUUGCCCACCUGGUUUCCUCGACGCUCUAUCAGCAUCGGUUUGGCCCUUACUUUGUCGAACCAGUCAUGGCUGGCCUAUCAAAAACGCCUUCUGGAGGCUUCAAGCCCUUCAUCGCAGCCACAGACCUCAUAGGAUGUCUAAACUUCGCGAAAGACUUUGUGGUAGCUGGUACAGCGAGCGCAAAAUUGUUUGGUGUGGCGGAGGGCCUCUGGGAACCAGAUUUGGAAGCGGAAGAUCUGUUCGAAACCAUCUCGCAGACGCUUUUGAAUGCUGUUGAUAGAGAUGCAUACUCUGGUUGGGGAGCAAUUGUCCAUGUCAUUACCAAGGAUAAGAUCAUUACGCGUACAUUGAAAGGUAGAAUGGACUAGAUUGUAAUAUCACUCCGCAAUGCAUAUAACCUGAGUCAAACGUAUGUUCUGCCUGCAGAGCUAAUUAUACUAGUGUAUCGCCACAGUCGGCGGUGUUUGGAGCUUUCAAGUCUGUAUUUUGAUUUUUGGUCUCA